Clupea harengus (Atlantic herring) is the source of this 914-nucleotide messenger RNA. Its product is annotated as B-cell receptor CD22-like. NCBI's taxonomy places the organism in Eukaryota, Metazoa, Chordata, Actinopteri, Clupeiformes, Clupeidae. The record is from RefSeq and is a predicted model, not a curated record. The transcript has 4 exons. The coding region runs from base 336 to 737 and encodes 133 amino acids.
CAUUAUUUUGUGCAGAUGCACCAAGGAAUACCUCAAUAUCAGUCACUCCCCCUGGUGGUGAUAUACUAGAGGGCAGUUCAGUGACUCUGACCUGUGGCAGUGAUGCCAACCCACUAGUGCACAACUUCACCUGGUACAGGAAGACUGGAGAUGAAACCUUACAGAUAGGAUCGGGACAAAAUUACAGCGUCACCAGAAUCCACUCUAAGUGCAGUGGACAUUACUACUGUCUGGCAGAGAAUGUUGUUGGAAGUGACCGGUCUUUAUCCCUGCUGGUGGACGUCAAAUAUGCUCUGAGGAACAUUACAGCAUUGCUUAGUCCCUCCGUGACUAUAAUGGAAGGCGCUUCAGUGACUCUGACCUGCAACAGUGAUGCCAACCCACCUGUGCACAACUACACGUGGUACAAGAAGUAUAGCAGGACUGAAUCCAGCCUAAUUGGAUCAGGGCAGAAGUACAGCAUCUCUCACGCCAGGCUUGUACACAGAGGCCGGUAUUAUUGUAAGGCAGAGAACAAAGUAGGAGCCACUGCAUCUACAACUCUUCCUGUACACGUGCACAAGCCCCCACUGUGGGGGUCCAUAGGACCGCUGUUAGCACCUAUACUCAUCCUCAUGGCUGGCACAGUGGCAGUGUGUCUCAGUGUGUGUUGGAGAAACACAGAAACUACACCAGCAGAAGAUGACAGUAUGACACACAGUGGAAAGGUAGGGUAUGUGACAGAGGGAGCUGUGUGACCUGAUAGGAGCAAUUGCUCAGAUGGACUUGCCUCUGUGAAUAUUUCCACUGCAACCGGUCACAUCUUUUCACCCACCCACCUGAUGUGAUGUUUAUUUCCCACCUGUACACCUAUUCUCUUGCCACACUAGGAAGACUCCGGUCCCAUUUACUGCAACAUUUCAGCAAUGCCCACA